AUGAAUUCGAAUUCACUACAAAACUCACCUGGAAACCUAAUGGAACAUGAUGCCAGUCGAUUCAAUAAAUUGUCUUUGGGAAGUCCAUUCUCUCAAAAGAAAAAACAUAAUAUCUUCAAGAACAUACAUGUAUUUUUCAAGGCGAAAAACAAUAACAAUAAUAACAGAAAAGAUAAUUCGACAGGAAUAUUUAAUGAAGAAUAUCAUCGACAAAAUCAGCCACAUAGUAGUGCUAGAAGAAGUACUGAAGAUGAAACAUUAUAUAAUGACGAGAUUGUAUCAUCCUCACGUAAUUCCUCAUCUUUAAAGUUGAAAUUGCAAACUGCAUAUGAUGAAAAUGAAAAAGAAAAUAUAAAUAAUGGCAUAGUUUCUAAUAAGCUAACUUCAAUUAUAUCCUCUGAAAAUGCCUUGGAUGAUAAUAAUAUCUUACGAUCACCAAUAAGUAAAUCCAUAACGACAAAUGAAAUUAAUAUUCUUUACUCUCCAACUUUGCAAAACAAACAUAUAAGGACAAAAUCUAUCUCGUCCAAGGUAGGUACGCCUCUGUCUUUAUCAUCAUCAUCAAACUCGAGAAGGAACAGUUUUUCGAAUAUUAAUAAUACUAUUAAUAACAUAAGAAUCCAUCGAUCCGAUAGUAUCAAAAAAGAAAGAAAAUCAUCAUCUAAGAUAAAUCUAAGAAGGAUAAAUUCCAUGUACUCUUCUCAAAAGGAUAUCAAACAACCUAUUCAAUUGCACCCUCAUUAUAAUGACCAUAACAAUAUGAAUGAGAAAUAUACGUAUUUGGAGGAUAAUAAAUAUACAUCUUAUAAUCCAACCACUGACACUCAAAGUUUAAAGUUCUCAAACAAAAUGGUCACACCAAGAAACAGUUUUGAUUCCGUGUUAAGUGGAUCCCAUAUACCACAUUAUGAAGAUGAUAAUAAUUCUCAUGAUUUUUUCAAAAGAAUUUCACCAGAAACAUUAAAUGAAAUAAUUAAUAAGAAAACUUAUAAACCUUAUUAUGAUUCAUACACAAUCAUUGAUUGUAGAUUCGACUAUGAAUACAAAGGUGGCCAUAUCAAAAACGCAAUAAAUUUAUCAACUAGGGAUGAUUUGGAAACGGAAUUGCUGAAAAAAUACUACCACUCGAUUGCAUCUUUACCGACUUUAUUAAUAUUCCAUUGUGAAUUCAGUGCUCACAGAGGACCUAAAUUAGCCUCUCAUUUAAGAAAUUGUGAUAGAAUGUUGAAUUAUGAAACGUAUCCGAAGCUAUAUUAUCCAGAUAUUUUGAUUUUAGACGGAGGUUAUGAACAAUUCUUUGAAAAAUUCCCAGAAUCAUGUUAUCCGCAAAAUUACAUUGCAAUGGAUUCACAAGAAAAUUUAUUGGCUUCUGAGAAAAGUAUGGAUUUAUUCAGAUCAGAUUCGAAAAAAUUUAGUACAAGAAAUAAUUCAUUAAGGAAACUAACUUCCGUAUCGAUAUCUACAACAAAUUCAUUGAAGAGUAAAUUAAUUAAUAACAAUACUACAUCAGCAUCAUGUUUACUUUUUAACAAUACAAAAGGAAACGAUGGUAGUAACAUCACAUCACCUUCUACAUCGUCAUUUCCCCUAGUACAACCUCCAAAACUAUCAUUAGCACAAUAUCCCGAUAGCGAAAAUGACGCUAUAGGAGAUAGAAGUUCACCUACCACAAGUGCAAGUAGAUUAUCAAUGCAUAGUACUACAAGUAGUUUCGGUUCAAGUAGGAGUCGCUUAUUGUUAAUGGAAGAAUGCAAUGGAAUACUGGAUGAUACCCAUUCUUAUUUUAGUUUCCAAGAUGGGUGCUCUGAAAAUAAUAAAAACAAUGAUAGAACACUUGAGGAUGAUGAUGAUGAUGAUGAUGACGACGCGAAUUUAUUACAAGGAGCUGAACUCACAAUGACAAAUUCUAAUAGUAAUCUUAUGAGUAAUAAUAUCUUUAACGUUAAUCAAUUUUUGUCAUCAAAACCGGUAAAGAGAUCAUUGUUUCCAAAUAUUCCAAUGGAGGAAGAAGAAGUAGAAGGAAAAACUGAAAGACGAAACGACAACAAACUUAACUUUAUUUAG
This is a messenger RNA of Naumovozyma dairenensis CBS 421, 2064 nucleotides long. It is a transcript of the gene MIH1, whose product is annotated as putative tyrosine protein phosphatase MIH1. The record is from RefSeq and is a predicted model, not a curated record. NCBI's taxonomy places the organism in Eukaryota, Fungi, Ascomycota, Saccharomycetes, Saccharomycetales, Saccharomycetaceae. Gene Ontology annotation, biological process: positive regulation of G2/MI transition of meiotic cell cycle; positive regulation of G2/M transition of mitotic cell cycle; protein dephosphorylation. The transcript has a single exon. Gene Ontology annotation, molecular function: protein tyrosine phosphatase activity. Gene Ontology annotation, cellular component: cytoplasm; nucleus. Bases 1 to 2064 code for a protein of 687 amino acids.